CGGAAAAUCGACUUCAAAAAUAAAUUUUAACUAAAACUUUCAAAUUUUAGUUUCAAACGUCAAUCAUAGUGAGUAAUGACAAUAAAGCGUGGCUUACAUUGACAUUUUUUGAACUGACAAAUUGAUGUUCAAAAUUCCAUGUCCGCCACUGUAGUAAACAAAAAAGUUUAGGGGAUUCGGUUGUCAAAAGUCAAAAUAGAUUCCUACUAUACCGGUAAUAAAAAUGUUUCGCGUCCCGCUCUAGCGUCUUUUUCCCGUGUUUAAAUAUUGUCCAGUUAUUAUUAUUGUGAUUGGAUGUGAUUAAAUAAAACGCUUCAAAAUGCAACGUCGUGGCGGUAAAAGAAUCCGAAUGGAUGAGCCGCCCCCCGAAUACGAAAACCCCAUGACUCCCCAAGUUGAACCUGACGGUUAUGGGGGCUACGGUCACCCAAGUUUAUACGGCGUCGAGUACGCCGAACAGGCGGGAACAUCAUCAUCAGACGGCAUGUUUGAAUCCCCCCCAACUCCCGGAAUGCGUCGAAUUACCAGAUCUAAAGCACGGGGGCAAACAAACUUACCACCGCCUUCAUACUCCCCAACUGGGGCUGGAGCUGCACCCCCUAAACCCCGUGGCAGGGGGCGCCCUCCCGGUCGGAAAAACACAGUUGAAGGGAGUUCCGAAGACGAGACUUCUUUGUACCAUUACAUCAAAAACAGCAAGGUUUCACUUACUAACAUUGUGGAUGAGUGGAUUGAGAGUUACAAGGUCAAUAGGGAGGCAGCUUUGAUUGCAUUGAUGCAAUUUUUUAUAAAUGCUGCAGGGUGUAAGGGAAGAAUAACACAACAAAUGCAAGCGACGAUGGAACAUGCAGCUAUUAUCAGGAGAAUGACCGAGGAAUUCGAUGAGGAGUCAGGGGAGUACCCCCUUAUUAUGGCAGGACAAACAUGGAAGAAGUUCAGGCAGAAUUUUUGCGAUUUUGUACAGACUUUGGUAAAACAGUGUCAGUACUCCAUAAUUUAUGACCAGUUUUUAAUGGACAACGUGAUUUCAUUACUCACGGGGCUAUCAGAUUCGCAGGUCCGUGCGUUUAGACACACUGCAACUCUCGGUGCAAUGAAACUGAUGACGGCCUUAGUCGACGUUGCUUUAACAGUUUCCGUGAAUCUGGACAACACACAACGCCAAUACGAAGCUGAAAGACAAAAAACACGCGAGAAACGCGCCAGUGACCGUCUUGAAGCCCUCCUCGGUAAGCGACAAGAGUUGGAAGAGAAUAUGGACGAAAUAAAGAACAUGUUAACGUACAUGUUUAAGUCGGUUUUUGUCCAUCGUUAUCGCGACACUUUACCCGAAAUCCGCGCAAUAGCAAUGACGGAAAUCGGCGUUUGGAUGCACAAAUUCCACGCGAAUUUUCUCGACGACUCCUAUUUAAAAUACAUAGGGUGGACCUUGCACGAUAAAGUCGGCGAGGUGCGCUUGAGGUGUCUCCAGGCCCUCCAACCGCUCUACGCGAGUGAAGAGUUGAAAGGCAAGUUGGAGUUGUUUACCAAUAAGUUCAAAGACAGGAUUGUUGCAAUGACUCUGGAUAAGGAGUAUGACGUGGCCGUGCAAGCUGUGCGACUUGUGAUUUCCAUCCUGAAACAUCAUCAUGAAAUUUUAACGGACAAAGAUUGUGAACAUGUGUACGAAUUGGUUUAUUCCUCACAUCGAGCUGUGGCUCAAGCCGCUGGUGAAUUUUUAAACGAGCGUCUUUUCCAACCGGGUGAUGUGGACAUUGGAAAAACCAAAAGGGGCAAACGGCGGUUGCCAAACACGCCGUUUAUCCGAGAUUUGGUCCAGUUUUUCAUCGAGUCGGAGUUGCACGAACAUGCGGCCUACUUAGUCGACUCUCUUAUUGAAUCAAACAGUAUGAUGAAAGAUUGGGAAUGCAUGACUGACUUAUUGCUGGAGGAACCGGGACCACAGGAGGAACCUCUAGAUAAUCGACAAGAGACGAGUUUGAUUGAAAUUAUGGUGUGUUGUAUAAAACAAGCUGCUACGGGGGAGGCUCCUGUAGGAAGGGGGCCCACGAGGAGGGUUUCGUCGUUGCGAGAAAUGAAACAAGCUGGAGAGGAUAAGCAAAAGUUGACGGAACAUUUCAUUGUGACUUUGCCACCGCUUUUGGAUAAAUAUGCAGCCGAUCCGGAGAAAUUGGCCAAUUUGUUGAGUAUUCCGCAGUAUUUUGAUCUGGAUUUGUAUACUAGUGGCAGGCAAGAGGGUUCGUUGCAGUCGCUUUUGGUCAAGUUGAAGCACAUCGCUCAGGUGCAUCAUGAGCCGGAAGUGUUGGAAACCCUGGCAAAGACCCUCGAAAUCCUCUGCACCGAAGGCCACUCAAUUUACACUCGUUGCGACGUCGCAAGAUCAACAAUCGUCGACAUGAUCGUGGUCUCCUACAAGGAGGCAAUCGAUGAUUGGCGCAAUUUAUUACUAGGAGAGGAAACGCCAAAUGCGGACGAAAUUUUCAACGUUGUCAGUUCAUUGAAAAAGGUGUCAAUGUUUUACGCUUGUCACAACUUGAAUCAGUGGAAUUUGUGGUCAACUCUUUUCCAAGACGUCAAAGAUUCCGAGAGUGUGCUCCCACCUGACGCUCUGAAAUACAGCCUCAGUGCGUGUUUCUACUGUCUCUUGUGGGGUUUGAGGGGGUUGGAGAUCCAGUUUGAGGGCGGAGGCUUGACUGCAGCCGCAAUUCAAGAGAUGCGCCAACGUUUAGACGAGUUUAUUGAAGCAGCACAGGUUUUAAUUAGGUGUUCUCCGCAUCAUAGCAUCAAAGAAGAGGCCUAUGUGUGUCUGUGCGAUUUGUUGAUUGUUUUUAGUGAACAAUUGUCAAGUACGGCAAAUUCUUUGGCCGAAUUGACCUGUCAACCAGAUAGAAACCUUCAAUCGCUUUUGAACGAAUUUGUCCAGUCUUAUGUUUUCGUUCCGGAACAAAAUGCAGAACAUGACGAACACAGAAUCGAGGAGUUGCACAAACGGAGAAAUUUCCUAGCUGCGUAUUGUAAACUAAUCGUUUAUAAUAUAAUGCCGACUAAGACCGCUGCAGAUAUUUUCAAACAUUACGUCAAGUAUUACAACGAAUACGGGGAUAUUAUUAAAGCGACCUUAAGCAAAGCACGCGAAAUUAAUAAAGUUAACUGCGCCUUAACCAUGUGUUUGAGUCUGAAUAUGAUUUUCCAUGAAGUACAAAAAUUGUCAACGGGGAAAAGCACGAGACAGAAUGAGGAAUUUUUCGCAUUGAAAGAAUUGGCAAAACGAUUCGCGCUUUCGUUUGGUUUAGAUGCCGUUAAGAAUCGAGAAGCAAUAACGGCCUUGCAUCGGGCAGGGAUUUUGUUUGCUGUGACUGGGGCUGAUCAACCAGAUGAUCCCACUGGCCCACCACCGAAUUUACCAUUUUUGGAAAUUUUGACUGAGUUUACUAAUAAAUUGCUGAAGCAGGAUAAAAGAGUGGUUUUGACGUUCUUAGAUCGUAGAAUAACUACAGGAAUGCCUAGUAGUAGAGGUGAAGAUUGGCAGCCGUUGUUGCUUUAUCGGAAUUCUUUGCUGCAUGGUGAGUCUGAUGCUCUUCCAGUUACGAGUAAAAGGGCUUAUGGGAGGAAGAGGAAAGAUCCUGAAUCGGAUCAUGAACAAGAUGAAGUCCUUUCUGAUCAGGAAUUUCCGGGAAAUCUCUAUGGAUAAGUUGUAUUAGUUUAAUUAUUUAAGUUAUUUUUUACAAGCGGAAUUUCUAGUAAGUGGUUUUGUUUGACUCUUUGAUUCCUUACUGUCCCGAUAAGUAAUCAAGGUGUAAACUUACUUGUGCACGUUUUUAUUUUGUUUCUCUUGUAAAUAUUUAGUAAUUUAAUUUAUGAUGUUCUAACGAAAUAAUUUAAUUAUAGUAAAGACAAUAUGUGUAGAUUUUACAAUUUUUGGUUAAUAUCUUUUUUUAAGUUUGUUUUGCCAAAUCCUAAAAUUUUUACUUAUUACUUUUUUAUACAGGGUGUCCCAAAAAAUGUAUUAACGGGGCACUACGUGGUAGUAUAUAUCACCGGGAGGUAAAGAAAAUAUUUAAAAUAUUCUGUACAAAAAUUGGGACAUCCCGUAUACGAAAUAAGUUAACAAGAUGAUAAUAAUGAUUACAGCUUUAUUUGGCUAUAAUUGUUGCUAUCAUAAUAGGUUGAAUACAUGUGUACUUUUUUUUAAUAAAAAACUUUUAAAAUA
Tribolium madens (black flour beetle) is the source of this 4210-nucleotide messenger RNA. RefSeq names its product cohesin subunit SA-1. The record is from RefSeq and is a predicted model, not a curated record. Gene Ontology annotation, biological process: sister chromatid cohesion. Gene Ontology annotation, cellular component: chromatin; nucleus; cohesin complex. Bases 320 to 3691 code for a protein of 1123 amino acids. The transcript has 6 exons. Gene Ontology annotation, molecular function: chromatin binding. Lineage: Eukaryota; Metazoa; Arthropoda; Insecta; Coleoptera; Tenebrionidae.